Messenger RNA from Pipistrellus kuhlii (Kuhl's pipistrelle), 1764 nucleotides. Its product is annotated as basic leucine zipper and W2 domain-containing protein 1-like. Gene Ontology annotation, molecular function: protein binding. NCBI's taxonomy places the organism in Eukaryota, Metazoa, Chordata, Mammalia, Chiroptera, Vespertilionidae. The record is from RefSeq and is a predicted model, not a curated record. Gene Ontology annotation, cellular component: membrane; cytoplasm.
UCCGGUCGCCGAGAAGAGACCAUCAGACCGCCGCAGUUGUCGCCACAUCUGGAAUUUCUGGCCCUUUUCUCUUCGCCUUAAAUUCGGGUGUCUUUUAUGAAUAAUCAAAAGCAGCAAAAGCCAACGCUAUCAGCCCAGGGUUUUAAAACCAGAAAAAGAGAUGAAAAAGAGAGGUUUGACCCUACUCAGUUUCAAGACUGUAUUAUUCAAGGCUUAAGUGAAACUGGUUCUGAUUUGGAAGCAGUAGCAAAGUUUCUUGAUGCUUCUGGAGCAAAACUUGAUUACCGCCGAUAUGCAGAAACACUCUUUGACAUUCUGGUGGCCGGGGGAAUGCUGGCCCCAGGUGGUACACUGGCAGAUGACAUGAUGCGUACAGAUGUUGUGUUUGCAGCACAAGAAGACCUAGAGACCAUGCAAGCAUUUGCUCAGGUUUUUAACAAGUUAAUCAGGCACUACAAAUACCUGGAGAAAGGUUUUGAAGAUGAAGUGAAAAAGCUGCUGCUGUUCUUAAAGGGUUUUUCGGAGUCGGAGAGGAACAAGCUGGCUAUGUUGACUGGUGUUCUUCUGGCUAAUGGAACACUUAAUGCAUCCAUUCUUAAUAGCCUUUAUAAUGAGAAUUUGGUUAAAGAAGGGGUUUCAGCAGCUUUUGCUGUAAAGCUCUUUAAAUCAUGGAUAAAUGAAAAAGACAUCAAUGCAGUAGCUUCAAGUCUUCGAAGAGUCAGCAUGGAUAGCAGACUGAUGGAACUUUUUCCUGCCAACAAACAAAGCGUUGAACACUUCACAAAGUAUUUCACUGAGGCAGGCUUAAAAGAGCUUUCAGAAUAUGUUCGGAAUCAGCAAACCAUAGGAGCUCGGAAAGAACUCCAGAAAGAGCUUCAAGAGCAGAUGUCCCGUGGUGAUCCAUUUAAGGAUAUAAUUUUGUAUGUGAAGGAGGAGAUGAAAAAAAACAACAUCCCAGAACCGGUUGUCGUUGGAUUAAUCAGGUCCAGUGUAAUGAGCACUGUGGAAUGGAACAAAAAAGAGGAGCUUGUAGCAGAGCAAGCCAUCAAGCACUUGAAGCAAUACAGCCCUCUCCAUGCUGCCUUUACUACUCAAGGUCAGUCUGAGCUGACUCUGUUACUGAAGAUUCAGGAGUAUUGCUAUGAUAACAUUCAUUUCAUGAAAGCCUUCCAGAAAAUAGUGGUGCUUUUUUACAAAGCUGAAGUCCUGAGUGAGGAACCCAUUCUGAAGUGGUACAAAGAUGCACAUGUUGCAAAGGGGAAAAGUGUCUUCCUUGAACAAAUGAAAAAGUUUGUGGAGUGGCUCAAAAAUGCUGAAGAAGAAUCUGAGUCUGAAGCUGAAGAAGGUGACUGAAUUUUGAAACUACAUCCUCAGUAAAGCAAACAGGAGUUGUAGAUAAAAUGUCAUGUCUCAUGUGUCCUGGUUCUUACAUCUUCCUACCUCCCUAUAUCAAGCAUGAUAUAAGGGCUUUCAUGGCAAAUUUUAUUUUAACUGUUUCUAUGGUUACUGGAAAUGUUGGGUUUAGUUUCUAAAACCAUGUUUUAAGUAGCUGCAGGAGCUGUAGAUUUGAAUCUAAUGUUGCAUUAGUCUUUUCAGUUACCUUCUACCUCCUGUAUUUUCUACUGUAAUGAUGUAAUUUAAGGCAUUCUGCAAUGAACAGUUCACUUUUUUCCUGGGUUUUCUAUAUAAACAGUUUUCAAGAUAUGAUUUGGUUAAAAAUAAUUUGUUAUAAAAAUUCUGUUUGCAAAUUAAACUGUAAAAGUA